This is a messenger RNA of Piliocolobus tephrosceles (Ugandan red Colobus), 2565 nucleotides long. RefSeq names its product phospholipid phosphatase 5 (gene PLPP5). Gene Ontology annotation, cellular component: membrane. Gene Ontology annotation, biological process: phospholipid metabolic process; phospholipid dephosphorylation. Bases 183 to 1169 code for a protein of 328 amino acids. The record is from RefSeq and is a predicted model, not a curated record. NCBI's taxonomy places the organism in Eukaryota, Metazoa, Chordata, Mammalia, Primates, Cercopithecidae. Gene Ontology annotation, molecular function: phosphatidate phosphatase activity. The transcript has 7 exons.
GGUUUUCCGUUUACAGGCGAGGUCCCGGGAGAAGGCUGCUCCCCGCGGUUGUGUGGUUGGGGUGUGGAGAGGAGCUGCUCAUGGACCGCACGCCGACCUACUCGGCUGAAACUGGGGCGUUGGCUCCCUGCUGAACGCGCCGGAGGGCAGCUCCGCUGACUUUGCGUCCCCUUUGCCGGACUAUGCCCUCGGCACAGCCGCAAGGCCGACUUCCUGGGCAACGGCCGGAGCGCGGGCGGCUGGGAGAGGGGGCGGUGAGCAGUUCCCGGCCCGGCCCUCCCCGCGGAGGCGGCCACGUCAGCGCGGCGUCGCUCGGGGCUCGCGGCCGGAUGGGGAAGGCGGCGGCGGCGGUGGCCUUUGGGGCCGAAGUGGGCGUGCGGCUCGCGCUGUUCGCGGCCUUCCUGGUGACGGAGCUGCUCCCCCCGUUCCAGAGACUCAUCCAGCCGGAGGAGAUGUGGCUCUACCGGAACCCCUACGUGGAGAGGGAGUAUUUCCCCACCAAGCCGAUGUUUGUUAUUGCAUUUCUCUCUCCACUAUCUCUGAUCUUCCUGGCCAAAUUUCUCAAGAAGGCAGACACAAGAGACAGCAGACAAGCCUGCCUGGCUGCCAGCCUUGCCCUGGCUCUGAAUGGCGUCUUUACCAACACAAUAAAGCUGAUCGUAGGGAGGCCACGCCCAGAUUUCUUCUACCGCUGCUUCCCUGAUGGGCUAGCCCAUUCUGACUUGAUGUGUACAGGGGAUAAGGACGUGGUGAAUGAGGGCCGAAAGAGCUUCCCCAGUGGACAUUCUUCCUGUAUGACUAUCAUAUGGACUCUACCCCUAUGCUUGUUUUCAUUUGCAUUUGCUGGUCUGGCCUUUGCUUCCUUCUACCUGGCAGGGAAGUUACACUGCUUCACACCACAAGGCCGUGGGAAAUCUUGGAGGUUCUGUGCCUUUCUGUCACCUCUACUUUUUGCAGCUGUGAUUGCACUGUCCCGCACAUGUGACUACAAGCAUCACUGGCAAGAUGUACUAGUUGGAUCCAUGAUUGGAAUGACAUUUGCCUAUGUCUGCUAUCGGCAGUAUUAUCCUCCUUUGACUGAUGCAGAAUGCCAUAAACCAUUUCAAGACAAACUUGCACUUUCCACUGCACAGAAGAAGCCUGGGGAUUCUUAUUGUUUUGAUAUUUAAAAAUUGAAUCUGGCUGGGCAUGGUGGCUCAUGCCUGUAAUCACAACACUUUGGGAGGCCGAGGAGGCUGGAUCACCUGAGGUCAGGAGUUCGGGACCAGAAUGGCCAACAUGGUGAAACCCUGUCUCUACUAAAAAUACAAAAAUUAGCCAGGAGUGGCGAUAUGCCUGUAAUCCCAGCUACUCAGGAGGCUGAGGUGGGAGAAUUGCUUGAACCUGAGAGGCGGAGGUUCCAGUGAGCCAAGAUCGUGCCACUGCACUCCAGCCUAGGCAACAGAGCGAGACCCCUCCCCCCCCCCAAAAAAAAUUGAAUCUACCUUAAUGGAAAACAGGUGAACUAGCCCUCCUAACUGGACCAUGCACAAGACAAGAAAUUCUGGCCUUUUUUUCCUCUUCCAAGGUGCAAGUGAGGACAUAAGCCACACUGUAUUCUGCCUCCAAACGAUUACACACUUUUGUCCCUGCUCACACAGGUCUAUCUUGAGGAGUUACGGUUCUUUUCUACUACUGUAUGCCAUACAUUCCAGUAAAAGGAUCUUUCAAAGGUGUCCAACACCUUAUAAAUCUGGUCUAUCAGAUUGAUAUCCGAAGAUCUACAGUGUUUUUACAUUUAAUUUAAAUGCCAUUCUUAGAAGGAUCUUGUCACAAAGAAGCCUUUCUAUAGCCCCAUCUUAUCUCAGAAGCUAAUUAUCAAAACUUAAUUUCCAUUUCGUAUAGCUCAAGAUCUUAAAAUCUAGGGCAUGGCCAACUAAAUUACUUUGAUUCUGUUUACCUUCUCUGAUGACAAUUCCAUCAAGCCUUAAAUAGGAAAAUGUCGAAUCUGGGGUAAUUUAUCACUUUUGUGCACGUCUUAUCUGAGUCCAGCCAUCUGGUACUACUGUACAUUUUGAACACCACGGGCAUAAACAAUUUGUUGAAUUACUAAGUGAACACAAUAAUAAAGAAGAAAAUGGUCAGGAGUGUGGUUUCAGCACUACUAACAGAUGACUGUUUCUACCUCAUUUGACCAUAACUGUGCUCGUGAGCUUCCUUCCUUACAUUCAUGACUGAAGAUCUGCUCAAAUGCACCAACAUUGCCAAGUGACUAAGGCAGAAAAGAAAAAUGACAGGUAUCAUCAUCUGAAGGACAGAUGAAUCUUUUUCUGCCUCUUCUUCACAAUGGGAUAUAAGGAACAAUUAUAGGAUGUCAUCAGAACUGAUGCCGUAGGACCUACAGCUCCCUUUCUCUUUAUUGUGAUUGUACUUUAAAUAUGACCUUGUCUUUUAUGUGUAUCUUCCUGUAUUUUUUUUUGAGACGGAGUCUCGCUCUGUCACCCAGGCUGGAGUGCAGUGGCCGGAUCUCAGCUCACUGCUAGCUCCGCCGCCCGGGUUUAGGCCAUUCUCCUGCCUCAGCCUCCC